AUGUACAGUGCUUUAUCAAAUCGAACAGCCAUUCUUAGGAAGUGGUUUGCUCACUCCCAAUCCAGUAAGUCUUACAUCGUCGGGUGUGAAAAUCCCUUGUCCUUUCCUAGCCAGAGUCAAAGCUUCACCCACCUUAAAGAACUGAGUAUGACUGCUUGUCAAAGACUUGAGUCCUUUCCUGACAUCAAUUUGCCCCGCAACCUAGAAACGCUAUCUAUCUGCAACUGCAGAGAACUUAAGCCUCUAUCAGAGUGGGGCUUGCAUAGACUCCCUUCUCUUCAGCGUUUUACUAUGAGACGUGUAUAUCCAGAGCUACUUUCCUUUCCAGAUUCGUGUUUUCUUCCUGAUAUUCUAAAAUUCCUUUGUAUUGAUGGAUUCUCGAAUCUUGAGUCUCUCUCUAAGGGGCUCCAAAACCUGACCUCUCUUGAGACUCUGGAAAUCAUGAACUGCCCUGAGUUAGGUUUGUUGCCUAAUGAAGGGACACUUGCCACACUUUCAAGCCUGGCCAUAGUGGCAUGCCCACUUCUUGAACGACGAGGACUUGUUGCACAAGUUCGGUCUGAGGAUGAGGACGACGACAGAGACCAUCCUGAUUCCUUCUCUCAGAUUGACCACGAGGUCUGUUUUAAGGAGCAGCUUUACAGAUUGACCACCAGUCACUGA
Messenger RNA from Ilex paraguariensis (yerba mate), 663 nucleotides. Lineage: Eukaryota; Viridiplantae; Streptophyta; Magnoliopsida; Aquifoliales; Aquifoliaceae. The record is from the annotation of a GenBank genome assembly.